AUGUCCACUUCAAUCCCCCACAUUUCCAACUGGAUCGACGGCGUCCAUACCACCAAUGCAUCUCACUCACGCAUUCCCGUCGUUAACCCCGCCACGGAAGCCCCCCUAGCGACCAUCGACGCGACCCCUCUUUCCACAUGCACAGAGCUCAUAACUACCUCCCUACAAACCUUCGCCACCAGCCCAUGGUGCCAGCCCUCUUCCUCCGCCGACCGCUUCACCGUCCUCUCCACAGCCGCACGGCUCCUGCGCGAACGCAUCCCGGAAUUCGUCACGCUCGAGACCCAACAGACCGGACGACCCAUCCGCGAAAUGCGCGCCCAACUAGCCCGCGUCCCUGAAUGGCUCGAAUACUUUGGUUCCAUUGCCCGGGUACACGAAGGCCGCGUGACGCCCUUCAAGGGUCCCGUCGUGAACACGCUGACUCGGCUCCCGCUGGGCGUGGUGGUGCAGAUCACACCCUAUAAUCAUCCGUUGCUGAUCGCGACAAAGAAGAUCGCCGCCGCCCUGGCGGCCGGGAAUGUGGUGAUCGUGAAGCCGUCGGAGCGGGCACCGCUGUCGGUUCUGAAGCUGGGCGCGCUGUUCCAGGAAGCCGGGCUGCCCGAUGGCGUGUUGCAGAUCGUGAACGGAUACGGGUACGAAACAGGGAAAUACCUCUGCGAGGAUUCCCGACUGGCGAAGAUCGAUCUGACGGGUGGAAUGGGCACGUAUCGUGCCGUGGCGGGCGCUGCGGCAAAGCAUCUCAUACCUAUCACGGCGGAGCUGGGUGGGAAAGCGCCGGUGUGUUUGUUCCAGAGUGUGGAUGUGGAGGUAGCGGUCAAGGCGGCGCUGUUUGCGGGGUUUAUAGCGAGCGGGCAGACGUGCGUUACAGGGAGUCGGUUGCUGGUGCAUGCGGAUAUCUACGAGGCUUUCGCGGCCCUGUUGGAGAAGAGGGUCAGGGCGUUGCGGGUGGGCGAUCCGUUCGAUGGACGUACGCAGAUCGGAGCCGUGAUAUCACAAGAGGCGGCAGGUCGGUGCGCGGCGUUUGUAGAGCGCGCAGUGAACGAGGGAGGGAGAGUGUUAUGCGGUGGUAAAGCGAUGCAGGUGGAUGGGAAAGGCUUUUUCUUCGAGCCGACAAUUAUCGAGACGCGCGCGGAUUCGGACCUCGCGUGCAAUGAGGUCUUCGGACCGGUGAUUGCGCUGCUGAAGUGUGAUUCGGAGGAGGAUAUUGUUCGCGUGGCGAAUGGUACCUCCUUUGCGCUCGGGGCGUCGGUGUGGUCGAAUGAUUUCGCACAGGCGCAUCGCGUAGCGGCGCAGAUCGAGGCGGGCAUUGUCUGGAUCAAUGGGCAUCACUUGAACGAUCCCUCGUCACCGUGGGGUGGGUUCAAGGAAAGUGGUGUGGGGAAGGAGAAUGGGAUAGAGGCGUAUGAGAGCUAUACGAAGGUGAAGAGUACGGUGAUGAACUAUGGAGUGCCGCCGGUGUGGUUUGACGACGAGCCGGAGGGCGCGAGAUAUGGUUAG
This is a messenger RNA of Aspergillus melleus, 1500 nucleotides long. RefSeq lists its product as uncharacterized. Gene Ontology annotation, molecular function: aldehyde dehydrogenase (NAD+) activity. NCBI's taxonomy places the organism in Eukaryota, Fungi, Ascomycota, Eurotiomycetes, Eurotiales, Aspergillaceae. The record is from RefSeq and is a predicted model, not a curated record. The transcript has a single exon. The coding region runs from base 1 to 1500 and encodes 499 amino acids.